Molecule: messenger RNA, 1359 nt
Organism: Cyclospora cayetanensis
Lineage: Eukaryota; Apicomplexa; Conoidasida; Eucoccidiorida; Eimeriidae
Product: AF4/FMR2 family member 4
Exons: 2
Coding region: 19-1359 (446 amino acids)
Source: RefSeq, a predicted model, not a curated record
CAGGUUCUCGGGGAGUUGAUGAGUGGCUUUGUCGAGCAGCAGCAAGCACUGCAGCAGGAGGGACGUGAAAUAGAACGCCUGCUGCUUGCUGCAGAGGCAGCAGCACAGCAGCUGCACGAGCAGCAAGCUGCUGCAGCCAGCCUCAUACGGGAGGAAGAGAUCGCACAAGACGCAGAGAGGCAGCGGCAACAGCCGAAGCAGAAGAAGGCGCUUUGCAUCAGCAGCAGCAGCAGCAGCAGAACGGAGGAGCAACAAAGGAGGGUUGAGGUUGCCGUGUCUGGAAGCGACAGUUUGCCUCCGAGACGCAGUGCUGCUGCCUUUGCUGCCCUGCUACCUCCAAUCACUGCUGCAGAGGAUCUGCUGCAGCAGUUCGACAAACUGAGGCGAACGACACAGCAGCAGCAACAACAGCUGCUGCACUCUUUCUUUGAAACUUCGGCUGCGGGUUUACAGCAGCAGCAGCAGCAGCAGCAGCAGCAGCAGCACAGCGAUCGCGGGGAUCUUUUGCAGCAGCAGCAGCUGCUGCCGAGCAGCUCCAGCAGCGGCAGCCUCUGUGCAGUCUCAGCUAGAGACUCCGAACUGCAGGUGACACCAUCCACGCGAUUACACCCUCAAGAGGGGAUCUUUCGAGCAGCAGCAGAUGCAGCGGCAGCCUUUACACCAGCAACAUCCACAGGAGUAGAACCACGACCAACGUUUUUUGUACUACCGGCAGCAGUGGAAAUCGUUGGCUCCCUUUCUAUCCCUGAGAUUCGCGUGAGGGAGGAGCUGUUCGCAACGACAGGAGGGACUGAUGCUCCUGCUGCAGUUGUUGCCCUGCAAGCUGUUGUACAGCGAGCUGCUGCUGCUGCUGCUGCUGCUCCUGCUCCUGCUGCUCCUGCAACAUCCGAAACUGCAAAUGCUGGGAUUUCUCGGGGAGACCUUUCGCAGCCGCCGACUGCGUCUCCUGAUGUUGCUGCCACAGAUCUCCCCCAGCAGGGAGACUUUGCAGGAAGCAGCUCGAACACGCCGUUCCAGACUCCAACAGCUUCUCCGUCGCAGUCACCUCGGCUGGGGGGCAGCAGCAGCAGCAGCACAGGCAGCAGCAGCAGCAGUACAGGCAGCAGCAGCAGUAACCCCUUUAUCGCAUGCUUCCGCCAGCGCAGCAGAUCUGCAUCAUCUCGACGGGGGAGUGUGCGCAGCCCUUCACACGUGCAGACACCCCGGGAUGCGGCUUUAUUCAGCGCUGCUGCAGGCAGUGAGACACAUCACCGCAGUUGCAGCAGCACAGACAACAGCACUGACAGCAGCAGCGCACGGCCUAAUGGUCAGUCUCAGCAGUCCCUUGUGCCAGAAGAAGAGCAAUAUGCCGCUUGGUAG